Messenger RNA from Cynocephalus volans (Philippine flying lemur), 7336 nucleotides. RefSeq names its product eukaryotic translation initiation factor 4E binding protein 2 (gene EIF4EBP2). Gene Ontology annotation, cellular component: cytoplasm. Bases 312 to 674 code for a protein of 120 amino acids. The record is from RefSeq and is a predicted model, not a curated record. NCBI's taxonomy places the organism in Eukaryota, Metazoa, Chordata, Mammalia, Dermoptera, Cynocephalidae. Gene Ontology annotation, molecular function: eukaryotic initiation factor 4E binding. Gene Ontology annotation, biological process: negative regulation of translational initiation. The transcript has 3 exons.
UUCGCCCGCUUCCGGUCGUCGUCGUCGUCGCCGCUGCUGCCGCUGCUGCUGCUGCUGAGGCUGCAGGCAGAGGCCGGAGGAUCGGGCGGCGGCGGCGGCGGCGGCUGAGAGGGCGGCGGCGGGAGCAGAGCGGGACAAGGGAGCGAGAGGAAGCGAGCAAGGAGCGAGCGGAGAGCACCCUUCCGCCCGCCUGAGGAGCCGGAGCAGCCCGGGCCCCGCCGCCGCCGCCGCCGCCGCCACCGCCACCGCCACCGCCACCGCCACCGCCCCCCGCCUUCCCGCCGGACAAAGCCGAGCCCGCGCCCAGAGCCAUGUCCUCGUCCGCCGGCAGCGGACACCAGCCCAGCCAGAGCCGCGCCAUCCCCACCCGCACCGUGCCCAUCAGCGACGCCGCGCAGCUACCUCAUGACUAUUGCACCACGCCCGGGGGGACGCUCUUCUCCACCACGCCGGGAGGAACCCGAAUCAUUUAUGAUCGAAAGUUUCUGUUGGAUCGCCGCAAUUCUCCCAUGGCUCAGACCCCACCCUGCCAUCUGCCCAAUAUCCCAGGAGUCACUAGCCCUGGCACCUUAAUUGAAGACUCCAAAGUAGAAGUAAACAAUUUGAACAACUUGAACAAUCAUGACAGGAAGCAUGCAGUUGGGGAUGAUGCUCAGUUUGAGAUGGACAUCUGACUCUCCUGCAAGGAUCAGAAGAAAAGCAGCAACGCCGAUACCUGUGUGUACCUGAUUUGGCCAAUAGGAUCAACAAUGAAAAAACAGAAGAGGCAGUACCAGCAGUCUUCAUUGCGGUCUCCACCUUCCCCUUUUCCUUUGGGUGCCAAAUAGUGGGAAGAAGAGCUUCAUCUGACCAUAUUUCCUCUCCCUGUUUUCUGUUCUUCUUCCAAGUUAAACAGAUUAGAUUGAUUGAAGGCCCUUGGUGUAUUUCUGUAGAGCUAAGCAGCUCAUAGAGGAAAACGGUUAAAUUCUGGCUUCUCUGAUCAUUUUUCUAUUGAGAACCACCUCUUGCCCCCUCAAAUGUAUCCCAAAUCAAGUGUCAAUCUACCAACAACUGCCUGACUGGGAAGUCUGGGGAAGGAAUAAGAGGUUUGGUGGGUUCAGCAUUGUUCAAUUUUUUAUCCUCUUUCUCUCCUCCCUUUAUCCCACCUGUGGUUAAAUGCUGCAAGAGUAUGUAUUUGGAGUCUUUAAAACCAUUGGGGGAAAUGAUAAACAGAAUGAGUUGCUUUCCCUUUUACCUUGAGGUAUUUGUCCUUAAGGACAGAGCAUAGUUUGUGCAACUCUGGUAGCAUUUCCCUAUGACACCAUUUUGAGGUCUGCUUCCCCUCUUUCCUCUGGGAGGAAUGUUUUCUGUCUUUGGUAUUAUAGUUUAUCUUCCCAUUCCUUUACUUAGCAUGUUUGUGCAGAUAUUUUUAUUUUAUUUAAUGUUUUUGGUAUCUGGCUGACACAGGGAUCCGUCAGCACCACGCUCACCCAGUGAGCGAACCGGCCAUCCGUAUAUGGGAUCCGAACCUGGGGCCUUGGUGUUAUUAGCACCGCACUCUCCCGAGUGAGCCACGGGCCGGCCCCUGGCACAGGGAUCCGAACCCUUGACCUUGGUGUUAUCAGCACCAUGCUCUAACUAACUGAGCUAAUCGGCCAGCCCCUGUACAGGUAUUUCUAAACUCUCUACAUUAGAAGGGAGCCCUCAGUAACCAGCUAUUCUUUGCUGUUCUUCUACCAUUCCUCCCCGUUUGCAUCUUGUUGCUGGCAGAGUCCUCUUGUACUCUGAGAUAUCCAGGGGAUUUUGUCUGCUCCCAGAGUAGGUUCAUACUGAGUAAUAUACACACUUCAGCCUCCACUUGGUGAAUAAGGCCUGAUCAUAGCAUUCUGCCAGAUAAUACCUAAGAAUGACCUCUGAAGAGCGUUGAUCCAUUUGAGUACCCAGUCUCAGUAGUCAUUGUUUUUAAAUUUAGUGAACAUUGUGAUAUUUGUUGUUUCAGAUUGUAGUUUCUUCUAUUUUGAUUUUAAAGUUGACUUUCAGAAUGUUCUUGGAAAAGAACUGCAUUUUUUUCCUUUGUGGAUCUGCUUUGUUCGGCUGCUGGGAUAGAUAAACAUAGGCUUAAAAAUGUGUCCUUCCCAGUUUUCUUGCCUUUCCCAUUGUACUAUGAAUUUUCCCUUUCUUUUCUUCUCUCCUUCCAUCUCUCCGUCCUUUUCUUCCUUUUUCUCUGCCAGGCCAUUUUUCAAAUUUAUAUCAAAGAUAAACUCACGUGUUGGUAUCUGAUAAUAUCUGUCAGUCCUCUUAUCUGAGGAGUGACUUUUUAUUUUUAAGAUGACUACAGACCUAUUUUUAGAUAUGUUUUCAGUACAAUUUUGAACAGCAACUUUUUAAUUAAACAUCUUCCAGUGUUAGGAAAGUGAGAAAUGUCCGUAGACAGGUCUGCUGUUCUGUGUCACCAUCUUUUGUCUCCCCAACUCCUUCCCCCUCUAGUUUUGGGUGUGCAUGUUUGGAGUUUGUAGUGGGUGGUUUAUAAAACUGGACCAUUCUGCCUUGCUAUGCAUUUUAUGAAAGCCUCUUUCUUAUCCCUUACCCCUUUGCUUUUUCCUUUGCCCUUCUGCACACCCCACUCUCCUGGAACUAUUGACUGGCACAAUAAUCCCGGGAAAGUGACUCACCUAGUAGAAAGACUAAUGCAUUCAUCCCUCAUAGAAAGACAAGUAAAGUAGUCUCUGGCGUCCUGGGAAUUUCUGGUUGGAUUUGGUGUCCCAAACCCUCUCAUUAAGAGAUCAGAUCCCAGGAUGAGAGGAACAGGCCAAUUGGCUAAGAAAAAAAGCUGUUUGUUUUUCUUUUGAACUAUGAAAAAGACCCUGUUUGUGAAUACAUUUCAGAAAAAGGAGAGGAAGGAUGUCUGUGGAACUUUGUUGUUUUCUGCUACAAAAUGUGAAUAGUUCAAAGAGUGAAAAUCUUUUGUGAUGGUUGAUGUCUCAGGAAUAAGCUGGAUCUCCAAUGUUUUGGGGAUGCUUUGAGUCAAAAAUCGAUAAUCAGAAAAAUGUUUGUUUGUUUAAUGUAUCCCUGUUCUGAUUUUAAUUAAACUCCAAAUUUUGCUUUAUAAACUCUUGGGAAAACUUAAGUUGCACUGUAAUUUUCCUAAAAAGCUUGUUCAGGACCUCUUUUUACCUUGGGGAGUUUGAUUCUUUGGGAGUGAAGCUUUUUAGUCUUCAUGCACUGUCCUUGGCAUCCUGUGGAAUCUGACGCCAAAGAGCAGCUAGUCAGUCUAUCAGUGAGCAGAAGAGUGUAUGUAUGAAAACUUGGCUUCCUCACUGAACAAUGAGGAAUGGAUUUAAAACAUGGGAGCUUGAGUAGUAUCAAGAUACCAUUUUACCUUUUUGUUCCAUCUUGGGGAACUUCUGCACGGCCUUCUAAUCACAGGAUGUUUCUAGUUAUUUCCUGGUAGUGUCAGCUGUAUAAUACAGCAGCUGCCCAAUCCCUUACUCUUUGCAAGGACCUCCUUACUGCUUGGUGCAGUUCUUUUCUGGAGGUCACUGUUACUAGAGGUAAUCAGCAUUUUAAAAAUAAUUUCACAAAGCAAGAGAUAAACUUCCAACAGAUGACACCUUUGUGUCAUGCCUCGCAGAGUUGUUUUCAGAGCAAGCCAGAAUCCAGUAGGUGGUUUACCCUUGGAUAUUUGGAAGGAACCUCGUAGAAGAGAAGCCCCAAAUGAAUAUUGCAUCCUGUCUUUUUCUUGGGAAGGAACACCUUUAGUUAACCAUUUGAGUAAGUCUGUUCUUAAAAUCUUAGUGACUAUUUGCAGUUUUUUUUAUGAGUAAAUCAUGUUUCUUUGCUGCUGGAGACAAUAAGUUUUAAUGAGAGAUGAUCUCCCUCCAUAUUACAGCAGGAGACACACAUUGUCAUGGUUCUCCCUUCUUUAUAGUAUGGUUUAUUGAGUUUACCGUGUCCUAUAUUCUGUUUAAAUAGGUAUAAUGUUCUCAAGAGCACAGUUGUAGAGAAGCUAGCUUCCAGGAAUUGGGCUUCCAAGCCAAGAGUUCUGUCCUUCCACCUGUAUUAGUUAUCUAUUGCUAUGUAACAAAUUACCCCCAAAUUUAAUAUCUUAAAAUAGCAAGCUAUCUGUCAGUUGCUGUGGGUUAGGAAUUUGGGAGCACUUAGCAUGAUGGUUCCAACAUGGGGUAUCAUAAAGUCGGUCUGAUGUGGGCAGCGGCUUCUGUCAUUUGGAGCUGGAGAAUCCCCUUCAGGCUUCCUCUUUGUGGCUAUAGGCAGGAUGCCUCCGUUUCUCCCUACAUGGGUAUCUCCAUAGGGUAGCAUGAGUGUCUUCACAUGAUGGUAGCUGGCUCCCUCUGAGCAACUUAUAGAAAGGGGUGCAAGGCGAGGAGAAAGCUGCAGUGCCUUUUAUGACAUUGUCUCUGAAAGUACACACCAUCACUUAACUCUGUUCUUUGGAAGCAAGCCACUUAGCCCAGACUAUGUUCAAGGAGAGGAAUUACAUCUCCUCCCCUCUUGAAUGGAGCAGUAUCAAAGAAUUUGUGGACAUAUCUUAAAACCACCACAUCCCCAACAAAAGAUGAAAACAGAUGAAUAGGGAGGUAGGUUUAAUCUAGGUGAUAUGCUGAGAGAUAUAUUGCUACCAAAACCAAUUCUCUAUGAUGUGCAUCACUAGACUGAGAGAGAAGAUGGACUUUCUCCCUUUCCCCCAAGCUACCUGAUGGUUUUAAGAGGGGUAACAGAAAUGGAAAUUUCCAGAAGUAUAUCUAUACAUCUGCCUGACUACUAGCAGCUAAAAGGAUGCUUAUUUACAAGUCCUAGACUUGGUGUCUCUAAGACUCAAUUACCACUUUUAAUUUCUUGACAAAGAAAUGGAAUUGUGGACUUCCAGCUGAGCCACUAAAGCUGUAUUAAUUGGAGUGGGGAUUGUCAAGCAAAGGGAGCAAACGUGAACUAGAUGUUAGGUUGUUGAGCUGAAGACAAGAAAGCAGUUUAGAUUCAGGGUGAAAUAGAUUUUCAUGAAGCCAGGUCCCCACAGAGUCAGUGCUUGGUGCCUGGUCUCAGCUACAUCAGCAUAAACAAUCUUGGGUCAGGUUUCUUCCCUAAGAAGCAACUUCUCAAUAAAAUAGGAAACACCUGAGAAUUACAAGUGCCUGUCUGUUUGACUGCUCCUUUAAAUCCAGUGUGCAGUUACCUCUGUGUGCCCAUCUUGUCCUGGACUUCUCUAUGGAAAUGUGUUCUUAAGGAGAACCAGUCUUGUCUUCACCCGUCAGUUCAACACAUUUUUAGUGAAUGGCUGCUGUGGGUUUCUGACACCCAUUCCCGAUUUCAGACAUCGUAAAGAUGCAAAUUCUUGUUUGAGUUUAAGCUCUGCCCCUUCCCAGUAUUUUCAUAUCAGUAGCCUUGCUUGCUUUAGAGUAUAAUUGAAGAAGUAUUGCUGCUGAGGCAGCUAUAAGAAAAGGGUACUUCUUCCAGAAGUAAAGAAUUCAUCUUUAAAGGACCUUGUUUUUCCUUCUGAUUUUGGGGGGGGGGGGGGGGGAGUCAAAAUAGAUGGUAUUUUAUUUUUUUGCUUCUUGUAUUACCAGCCCUUUAGGACUCUCAUACCUUACCUUCCCAGUCCAAACACUGUUAACAUCCUCCAUUUCCAUUUGAUUACAACCUGCUAGAUGUAUGGGUUGCACACUUGCCCGCCUAUCCCACCCUUUAGUGCAUUGUUCAGUGGGUAUAUAGAGUGCCACUUUUACGUCAAGGCACCUAGUGUAAGGGGCUCAGCACGUUAGCAGCAGUAUCCCAGAGACGGAAUCUCUGUUCUCCCAAUCUUGUAUACCGGCUGCCUGAAGCCAGGACCCUCAACCCUUUGUGCUCCCCUUUACAGAGGGGGCCCCACUGUCUUUGGUUCAAAACUGUCCCUUCUUGGCAUGUUUUCUGGACUACAUGCACAUAGGCAGCUAUUAAUUAAUCUGUGAAACCCAAUCACUUACCUACCCAUAACAUCUGGGAGGGAGCUAGUAUUUGUUUUAAAGAAACAUUGUAUCUUCAGGAGGGAAAUUUCUGUCUGGACUUUAAGGGGGAUGUAGUUACCCCCACAGUUCUUUACCUCUCAGCUUUUAAUAAAAGAUGAAAUCAGAUCCUGAUGUAGUUGGGUCACAGUUCUCUAGACUGCUUACACGCAGGGGCAUAUCUUGUCUUAGCAAUGACUUCCAGUUUAGCUGUGGAGUUUCUUUGAGGCUAACUCACAGAAUGUCUUACUGAAGACUGUAAGGAUGGUUGAUACAACUUGUUUUGACAAUUAAUCAUUCAAAACACCUUUCCACCCUCUGGAAUUUAAAUUUCUUUCUCUAGUUCAGUCCUGGAAGUUGGUACCUUUGGGCGAAGCUUAGAUUUAGGAGACCUGAGUCCUUGUUCAGAUGGUCUUUGCUUAUUAGCUUCUGUCUGCAGCCCUAGCAGUCCAAUAUUGUAUGUCAUGGAUACCCAAUGGAAAAUAUUAGAUGAAACACAUUUCCCAGGGUACUUAAACUCUCACUCUGCCACCUUUCUAAGGGUGGGAGGCUGGCAGAGAUGCUGCAACGCUUGAUAAUCAUUUGGUCACAUUGAAACUUCCAAAGGGCACUCUUGCUGGUGCUUGAAACCAAAAUUCCUGGACACUUAAAACUUAGAGAAUUUCAUGAAUCUAGCACAGAAUAUCUGUUCUUGUAAACCCUUUCCUCUCCAUCUUUAUCUUUUUGGGAAAAAAAAAAAAAAAAAAUCAGCCCAGGCCAAGGGUAAUUUUUACGGGAAACCAGGGGACUAGGGGAUGAACACUAGUGUGGAGCUGAGGGGUGAGUUGUGUGAGCUGUCCUGCUCCUACUUUGUCCAAAUCAGAGUCCCGCACGCCAGUGCCUUUCCUUCACCUGCAGUUGGGGCCCAUCGCUUUCCACCUGGGUGAGGAGACCCUCUGCAACCCCAGGGGAAAACCUUAAAGAAGGUGUCUUGAAGAGCCCAGAGGACACUCACAUAUUCAGAUGUCCAUUUUAAGCAUCUUUAAAAUAUUUUUAAAAAAGAAAUAAGCCCUUCCCUGUCAAGUGCCACCAAUGGCCCAGUUCAAUCCAUUCUGAAUGGAAAAGUGGAGACUACCAGCACUUUCCUUGGCCUUUUCUUUUUCUCCCUUCAUGUGUUGUUCCCUCACCCCUGCUGUCCAUUUCACUGUUGUGGGUGGAUAGCAGAGGGUACUGUGCGGUCCUUGAGGCAGUCCUGUGUGAUUCCAUGAUCAUUUGUUUUUUAAAACAUCCUUCCAAACCAGCAGGUGUUUGGAAAUUAGGGAAAAAACUAAAUUCUCACCAAUGGUUGCUGUUACAGUUAAAUCAAUAAAGAUCUUGAGUAUCAA